Nezara viridula (southern green stink bug) is the source of this 2809-nucleotide messenger RNA. NCBI's taxonomy places the organism in Eukaryota, Metazoa, Arthropoda, Insecta, Hemiptera, Pentatomidae. The record is from the annotation of a GenBank genome assembly.
CAGAAUGCUCGGUGGGGCAAGGAUGACCCCACCGGACUCGCCGCCUCACUAUUGGAGGAUCCCACCGACCCACUACCAGACCGUCAUCCAGCACACUCCUCUCAAAGCUGAUUACAGAGGCUAUACACCUCUCUUGCCUUAUUUAUGGCCUCCUGGAUUGUUCGUGCCCUAUUCCCCGACUCCUCAAGAACCAGAAGAUCUUUCACCUGAUCGUGCUGGAUCUGACUCAGGAGCCACACCUGAGAAAGCCAGAAUAGAUCUGUCUGCUGAUGAAGAGGAGAUGCCCCUGAACCUCUGUAUAAGGCAGAAAAAACAGGAAAUAUGGUCUCCGGGAACACUGUGUGAAGACAAGCAACCUUCUAGUGCUUCUCCACAUCUACGUCUCACCCCUCAUCCUCAGGAACGGUCUUUUCUGUGCAAGCAGUGCGGCAAGACGUUCAAGCGCUCCUCGACCCUCUCGACCCACCUCCUCAUCCACUCGGACACGCGGCCGUACCCCUGCCAGUACUGCGGCAAGAGGUUCCACCAGAAGUCCGACAUGAAGAAGCACACCUACAUACACACCGGUGAGAAGCCGCACAAGUGCAUCGUGUGUAGCAAGGCGUUCUCGCAGAGCUCCAACCUAAUCACGCACAUGCGCAAGCACACGGGCUACAAGCCGUUCGCCUGCGGCCUCUGCGAAAAAGCCUUCCAGCGGAAGGUGGACUUGCGAAGGCACCGCGAGAGCCAGCACCCCUCCGCAGACACAACAUCUGAGCUCCCCUAGCCUGCUCCUCAACGUCUUGGAUCACAUUUUACGCCUUUCAAAUCUGUAUUGACUAUUUCGAACAAAUAAAUUACCUUGGUCGCCACCUUUACAAUGUAGAUAUACCUAUGAUGGGUGUGUAAAGGCCAUAUCUGACCGGAAUAAGAUAAUCAAGAAUGUUAACAAGACUACCAUUGUAGAUUUGUUACACAUGUUAAAAGUCCAUUUUUUAGAUGUAAGGAUACAGAAAAGGUUUUUUUUCCUUCCCUAGUCGUUAAUUGUAGAUAAAAUUAUUCAACGAAGUUGAUGUCUGUAGAAAAAUAACACAAUGUGAACCGGUUAUAUCAUUUCGCCAGAAACUGACUUCGUACUCGACGAUCGCAGUUCAUUUAUUUACCGAUUCUCUCACUAUAUUAAUUUUUAAAAUGUAUAUUAAUAAUUCGAUCAUGCCAAAAUUAGUUUCUUUCUUCUUUUCAUAUAAACGUAAAAAAUUGACAGUCUCGCUCUGAGUUAUUUCUAGUCAUUUUUUUAAAUCGAUAAACUGUAAACAAAGAAUUAUCAUAAUCUUAUUUUAAUCCAAUGUAUCACUGCAUACAUGAGGCGAGUACAGUUUAUUGGUAUACGAUAAACGCCUUUUAACGGCCGUUAUGAGAAUAUUUGGAUCACAAAAAGAUUUUUCCUGUUUAUUGAUGAGUAUUAACACAUCAUUUUGCCAUUGUUUUGAUAUUUUAUGAUAUCCAGAAUUCUCCUUUGAGCAUCUUUGAGUAUUAUUUUACUCACCAUUCUAAAGUAUGAAGACGUAGGCAUAUAAAAAAUAAAGAUUUAAAAAAAUACGAAAUACUAUAUUAGUGUUCCAGUACUGAACGAAUUAAUUUUCUAUAUGCGACUUUCUGACCUAAAAUUAAAGUAUUAAUUGAUUUUAAAUCAUGAAAAUUCUCAAUUACAUUUUUCAUCUUGCUUAGUUAGUUUUAAACUAGUUUGAAGAGAUCGUUAACCAUUGUUUUAAAGUAUAAAAAUCAAACCGUGUAUAUGUUUCCUUUCAGUUAUAAAAUUAAUAAGUUUAACCAAGUUCUCAUUUCAUGAGUGCGCUUAACUUCGAAACCGAAACUAUUAUGGAUGAGGAAAUCUAGUUUUAAUAAAUUUUUUUUUCUGUAUUAUAGCCAGCGACGAAGUCAUGUAUCAUAUUUCUUUGUUAUGCGUUUGUAAGAUGUUUUGUGGUGUAUAUUUUGUGUAGUGUAUAAUGAACCAAAUGUUUCCAAAUCGUACAAGUCAACGAGGCAAAACAAAGGGGCCAAAAUUAAUUUUGCGUCGACUCCGUCCAAAGUGCCUUUCCUUGGAUAUAUUCUUAUUAUAAAUAAUAAUAAAAUCUAUAUGUACAAAUGUAUUAUUAUUAAUAGAUAGUUUAUUGUAAAUGUAAGGAACAAAGAAUAACCUGAUUCUAGUCCAGGUUCGUCAAAUUAUUACCAGACUGGAAUAUGUUGAUGAGGUAUAAGAUACCUCCAUGUUCCAUACAGCUGUUGGCUGUUAGGGUUAACCUUCCCAUUCAUUGUAUAGAAUUUUAAGUAUUUAGUGUUUAAUAAGAGGCCUCUGUAAAUGUGCACAUUGCCUCUCUAACUGCACCUUAUCGAGUCAGUAGUAAAAAGACUUCAUUCAGCUAGGCCAACCAAAGAUGGUAGUUAGUUAUUGUGAUAAUUAUAUCUUCUAUUUUCUAUAUAUCAAUAAUGUUUUUACUUCAAAUCAAUAAUUAAUUUAUUUUAAAAAUAUAUAUAAAGUGAUUUGUUAAAACUUUUCAAAAGAAUUCUUGUAUAAAUUCAUGUUUACAUUUAUGUAAUUAAACAAAGUAAAUUGGUAACACAAUUGAGUUUUCUCCUCUCAUGCACAUAUGUAUCUUGUGCUAGUUACCAAUCAAUGGUCCAAUUACAGAAGUGUAAACCAGCCUUUAAUGUAGUUAUUAUUUACUUUGAAUGUGAAAUUUUGAAGUAGAUCAGUUCAGAGCUUAAAGCAUUUUACACUAUUAAGUACGAUGACAAUAUUUUUACAAAUAUAUUCAUUCCUUAUUUAUCU